Diuraphis noxia (Russian wheat aphid) is the source of this 603-nucleotide messenger RNA. RefSeq names its product O-acetyl-ADP-ribose deacetylase 1-like. The record is from RefSeq and is a predicted model, not a curated record. Lineage: Eukaryota; Metazoa; Arthropoda; Insecta; Hemiptera; Aphididae.
AUGCAGAUUGAAGGAGAACAAUUAGUAAUAAGUAAUAAAACAUAUAAUGAAUACAUGGAUUAUGUAAAGACAAAUUUAGUUCAAAAUUUAAAUAUUAUGGAAGUAGCUGGAAAUAUUUUYGAAGAUGAUCAGGCAAGUCUCGUACAUCAUAUAUCACAGGAAUUAACUUUGAAAGAGGGUUUGUCACUUGAAUUCCGACUUCGAUUUGGGAAUCUAGAAAAUAAUCAAAAUAAAGAAAUUACAGAUUUAUUGUAUCUAAAAGAAGGUAACCGUUACAUAAUAUAUAUGGUACUAUCAGAGAAAGAAAAAAGUCAAAUUACUUAUGGAAACGUGUAUCAUUGUUUGCAAAAUUUGAGAAUAUUUUGUUUAAACAAUCAAAUAACAGAUUUAGCUUUAUCAAAAACAGGCGAUCAAAUUUUCCAACUAGAUUGGGCAACAGUAAGAAUAAUGUUAAGAUAUCUAUUUAAAGGUACCAAGAUAAAACUUWGAAUAUUUACACCAAAUGAACUUACGGAUAAGGAAAAAAAUAUUAUUAUUAGGGAAAUGCAUGAGAAUCCUUUGGCAGGACACAGAGGAAUUACGAACACUAUAAAAAAAAUUUAA